UCCGUUCCAUUUCCCUCAUCUUUCCACAUCGUCUUCUUUCGCCUACCAUCUUGUAACACAUAUCCACAAAUCAAAAAGGAAAUCGCAACGGGCAAAUGGUAUUCGGCAUCAUCACAGCAACAGCCAUCUGCCCCGCCAUCUCCGCUACCAAACAAGCCAUCGAGGGGGGCAUCAAAGGUAAUCGACGGGCGGGCAACAAGUCCCUCGAUUUAGAGGUUUUCAUCACUUUCAAAGGAGGUGGUGUGGGGGAUCCGGGGGAGGUGUAUAAGGGGAAAUUUGAAGGUGCAGAGGUUGUACUGGGAGAGGACGGCAAGGUAUACAUCAAGCACGCCCGAGCCCAAUUUCCACCCCAUUUUGUCAGCCCGCUGGUCGGCCAUUUCCAGGCAGUGGAAGCGUAUACACUCGCCUGGGCGAGGGUAGGUCAUCAAGGGGAUGUUUUUAUUGUUAAGCCGCCGGAAAAAAGUUCUCCGUCAUCCUCUUCGCCCUCACCUUUGACUUCUCCUAGUCGAUUAAAAGGUCCUUCUCCUUCUCGUCCAUCAUCAUCGUCGUCCUCCCCUUGCUCUUCAUCUUCACAGCUGGCAAAGGAAGCAGGACCAAACCAAUCUCCACCCCCUUCCCCAAAACCAUCCCCCACUUCCGUCCCUGCAGAACAACCACCACCAUCAAAACCAAAACCAAAACCUCCACCACAGCCACACCACCUCUACCUAAACCCUACCACGCACUCCAUCCAUCACGCUCCUCCUCAGAUCGCCGCAACCGCCGCCCCGGGCCCAUGGUCCCUCACACCGCUCUCGCACCGUAUCCUAUUCGAAGGCUGGGAAGGUUUCGUGAUCGUCCAAGAAUCAGAAGCCGACGAUCGCUGGGCACUGUAUUUCGACAGGGGGGACAACGGUCUGACGGGAGAGGGCCAGGCGGGAGAUGUUGAGGGGAAUGACGGGAAGAGGAAGAGGAUGUUGGCGGUACAUUUGGAAAGAAGGGAAGGAAGGAGAACAAAGGAGGAUCAUGAGGCGCAGAUGGAGUCGGGGAGGAGAAAGAGGGAAGAGAAGGAAAAGGAGGACGAUAAGCGCUGGCUAUGAGGGUUGUAAUAAUCGUUGUGCAUGUAACCCUUGA
Cryptococcus deneoformans JEC21 is the source of this 1113-nucleotide messenger RNA. RefSeq lists its product as hypothetical. Bases 96 to 1079 code for a protein of 327 amino acids. The transcript has 2 exons. The record is from RefSeq and is a predicted model, not a curated record. NCBI's taxonomy places the organism in Eukaryota, Fungi, Basidiomycota, Tremellomycetes, Tremellales, Cryptococcaceae.